CUUCUCGUCAGAUCAUCAGCUCAGACUUAAGAUUGAAUCUCAAAUCAAAUUAGUUGAGUAUUUCCUUCAUUGCUUACCGAACGUGCCGCUACUUUAUCAAGAAUAUGAUAUUACUGAAUUGCCUAGUAAUAUGUCUGUGCAUAUUGUCGUGUGGAGCGCAGGACAAUUUUUUGGAUAAAUUGAUAUCGGAAAUCUUAAAAACCGACGAUGCCGCAUCAUCAUCCAGUCCCAGUCUUAAUCCUUAUCCCGAUCCCCCUCUCCCUCCCAUUUCUGUGGUAAACCCUGAGGAUUCGUCCGGUAACACAGGAUCCGAGAACGAAGGAUCCGGAUCAGCUCGGUACCAGUCCUGUGGCGAUCAAAAGGAGUGUGUUCCCCGUGUUUUGUGUGCGAAUAACGCGAUUAACAACGAUGGCGAAGGUAUCGUUCGAAGGUAUCGUUCGCCAUGCCAAAACUUCUUGGAUUUGUGCUGUCAUAUAUCCAACAAGAGAACAAAUCCAAUUUCAAAGUAGAAAUUCGUUAAAUUGUAUAUAAAUAAUGGUUAAAGUAGGAGUAAAUGGCUUUGAAUUAAAACUUUGCUAUAUUCAGUCUACAGAGUUGGCCAUUCCAUUAACUCGUUUAUCAAAUCAUAUUCAUUCGUUAUGAAAUAAAUUACAAAUUAAAUAAAAUUGUGAUGGGAUAAAACAAGUUAUAUAA
Messenger RNA from Drosophila yakuba, 693 nucleotides. RefSeq lists its product as uncharacterized. Bases 105 to 509 code for a protein of 134 amino acids. The record is from RefSeq and is a predicted model, not a curated record. NCBI's taxonomy places the organism in Eukaryota, Metazoa, Arthropoda, Insecta, Diptera, Drosophilidae. The transcript is spliced from 3 exons.